Messenger RNA from Cydia amplana, 1332 nucleotides. RefSeq names its product F-box/LRR-repeat protein 7-like. The transcript has 2 exons. The coding region runs from base 262 to 1299 and encodes 345 amino acids. Gene Ontology annotation, molecular function: protein binding. Lineage: Eukaryota; Metazoa; Arthropoda; Insecta; Lepidoptera; Tortricidae. The record is from RefSeq and is a predicted model, not a curated record.
AAAAGAGUUUUAAGAUUUUGUUGUGACGUUUGAUUUGAGUGAAUCGUAUUAUUGAAGAAUUUCUCAAAAUAACUUAGAAAUUAAAGUUCAUACAUGUAUUCUACGCAUUUGGCCAAAAUUAGACGAACAAAUGACUUGUCUGUUUAAACAAAGAGAUCGCUCAUCGCGCAAAAGAUUUACUGUCUUGUGUUACGAUCUACGAUUCAACCUAAAUAAAACUACUUGAAAUGAUUUAAAUUAACAUCGUUGGAACACAUCAGGAUGGUGUCUGGAGACGAAAACAGCUAUGACUUAAUAGAGCAUCUACCGGAUGAACUUAUAAUAUUAAUCUUUAAAAACCUUCCACUGGAAUCAAUUCUGACCUGUGAGAAUGUAUGCAAGCGUUGGAGAAAAUUAUCUCGAGAUGCAUCAUUGUGGAGACAUAUUGUCAUUGUUUAUUCAGGGAAGCCCGGCCAGAGUGAAGUAAGUGAGCGCAAUCUGGAAAUCAUAUCAACCCACGGCAAGUAUAUAUAUUGCUUAAAAUUACAGUAUGUAUACAGUUAUGCUACUAUAAAAUCCAUUACAGCUAACUGCGACUAUAUUACUUCACUGGAAUUAGUGAUGUGCCGAGUUACAAAAGAAUUUGAAGAUGAUAUUUUGAGAUGGCCAAAUCUUAAAAAACUAAAUUUAAGGAAUUCUUUACUCAUGACCAGCAAGGAUGACUUAAUAGUGAAAUAUGAUUACUUUAAGGAGUUAAAUUAUUUAGCUCUAUCAGAUUUUGGAUUAAACCCAAUUAAUUGUGAUACUUUAUUGAAGUGUAAAUAUUUAAGUCAUAUAUUGAUAGAGAAAAUUAAAGAUCUGGAUGUAGAUUAUAUAAAAAAGUUAAUAAUAUCUAAACAAAGGAUACUGGUCACAUUUCACAUAUACGGAGGUGAUGCAGUGGAUGAUAAAUGCCUCGCCCUGUUGGCACAGUGUCCAGCUCUCAAGGACUUGGCGAUAAUAAGGUGUGAGAACCUUACCGAUGUUGGUUUGUUAGCACUUUCCAACCUGAGGACAAUACAACAUAUACAGAUAUGGAAUAACACUAACUUUACUGAAUUAGCACUACUGAAAACAUUAGGCAGCAACAUCUUUAUAAAGCUGGAAAGUCUUAGUCUUUCUAGGAUAAGAAAUAUUACACCAGUAAUAGUGGAUAUCAUUUCGGAAUAUUAUAAAAAUCUUAAAUUUCUGGCUUUGUACCAAUGUCCACAUAUUGUAAUGACUGAUUAUGAAAAGCAGCUGAAAUCCAAAUUUAGGAAUAUAGAUGUGGUUCUGUACUGACAAAAGCAUACUAUUGUAAGAUAUACUGUUUUU